CUGAGAUGUAAGAUAGUGGUGAACUGCACCAACCCCAACACCAUAUCCCUUCUGGCUGCCCUGGAGAACGUCAUGACAUUGUACUCCAUACGACCUGUCAUGAACCUCUCAACCCCCACCAACAUCAGCAUGUACUUCACUCUCUACGGCAUCCUGGGUGUGGUAAGGAGUAGUAGGACAGCAUGGUAUCCUGGGUGUGGUAAGAAGUAGUAGGACAGCAUGGUAUCCUGGGUGUGGUAAGGAGUAGUAGGACAGCAUGGUAUCCCUUUCAACUACUUCACCUGAGGAGACAUACCAUUAAAUCCAUCAAUGUAUUUGACAUGUGCAAUAUAGUUCUGAAUGUUCUUCCACUUCCUGUUUUGUAGACGUAUGUAAAAUGUGGCUUUAUUGCCAUUACUUUGUAGGGAAACUAAUUCUCUUUUCAGGAAGAAAAAGCACAACUGUUGAACACCUACAUUUGGCUGGUGAAGGAAUGGGAGAAUGAAUUUUUCAGCUGGGACCCAGUCCAUUGCGGCUCUGCCAAUAUUUCUCUCCCCAGGGAAAAGUUCUGGUCACCAGAUGUGGUAAUCAAUGAAUUUAUGGAUGAAAACAGAGCUCCCAUCGUCCCUUAUGUGUACAUUAAGCACACUGGUAUAGUGCGAGACGCCAACCCUGUCAGAGUGGUUAGCUCCUGUAACCUGGAGAUCUACACCUUCCCCUUUGACGUCCAGAACUGCACCUUCACCUUCAGAUCCUACAUCCACCACGUGUCGGACAUAAGGAUUAUCUUAGGGAAGAAGGUGGAGGACAUCCUGAAACGCUCCAUUAGCGUGUUGUCCACCGAAGGGGAGUGGGAGCUGAUGGACAUCAAAUCCAGCAAGUUCAAGUUAUCAACAUUCGAUCAGGGAGAAAGCAACCCCUAUGAUGAGCUUUGCUUCUAUAUUGUCCUGAGGCGCAGAGCCACCCUCUACGUGGUGAACCUCCUGAUCCCCAGCUGCUUUCUCAUCACUGUGGAUCUCUUCAGCUUCCUGCUGCCUCCCCAGAACGUGGACCGCUCCUCCUUCAAGAUGACCCUAAUUUUGGGCUACUCCGUCUUCCUGCUCAUCAUAAAUAACCUGCUGCCCGUUACAGGAAGCACCAUUCCACUGAUAAAUGUGUUCUUCGCCAUCUGCUUGGCUCUGAUGGUGGCCAGCCUGCUGGAGACUAUUCUCAUCACCAACCUCCUGGUCGCCCCCUGUAACUUCCACCCUGUGCCUGGCUGGGUCCGAGUGCUCGUCCUGCGCUUCAUGGGCACCCUCGUCUGGCUGCCUCAGAAAUCCAGAGAGGACAAGAUCAUCCUCAAUCCAGUUGCAAGAGAAACAGACGUGAAAGUCUGCCCUCUAGUGACGGUGGAGAGACAGGUUCAAACAGGAGAACCAGGUAAGAUGUGGGCAGAGGCAGGCGAUCCAGCCCUGGUGGAGCUGAGGAAUCUGGGCAAUGAGCUCCAGUCCAUCCGCCUCCAGGUGGCCCAGCAUGUGGACGGGAACCAGAUCUCCCAGGACUGGAUGCAGGUGGGCUACAUCCUCGACCGGUUGCUGUUUGGCAUCUACUGCAUCUUCAUCACCUUCAGCUUCAUCGUAAUCCUCAGCAUCUGGAGUAAUUCGUACAAACAGUGA
Messenger RNA from Oncorhynchus gorbuscha (pink salmon), 1634 nucleotides. Its product is annotated as 5-hydroxytryptamine receptor 3A-like. The transcript is spliced from 7 exons. The record is from RefSeq and is a predicted model, not a curated record. Gene Ontology annotation, biological process: monoatomic ion transmembrane transport; signal transduction; regulation of membrane potential. Lineage: Eukaryota; Metazoa; Chordata; Actinopteri; Salmoniformes; Salmonidae. Gene Ontology annotation, molecular function: transmembrane signaling receptor activity; extracellular ligand-gated monoatomic ion channel activity; neurotransmitter receptor activity. Gene Ontology annotation, cellular component: synapse; neuron projection; membrane. Bases 579 to 1634 code for a protein of 351 amino acids.